Messenger RNA from Tetrahymena thermophila SB210, 1467 nucleotides. RefSeq lists its product as hypothetical. The transcript is spliced from 7 exons. The record is from RefSeq and is a predicted model, not a curated record. NCBI's taxonomy places the organism in Eukaryota, Ciliophora, Oligohymenophorea, Hymenostomatida, Tetrahymenidae.
UUAAUUAAAAUUUUAUAGAUUUAUAGUUUAUUUAUAAAUUUUUUAGGAAUAAUGAAAAGGAAGAACUCGCAAGAAAGCUAAAUAGCGGAAUUGCAAAAAUAAAUACAGUUUCUUCAAGAUGAAUUAGAGGGAAAAACACUCGAACUAAGCAGUAAAGUAGAGCUGAUUAAGGUGUUCUCUGAAAGAGAGCGAUAAGCAUUAGAAAAAAAAGAAUUGUAUAAUAAAGAAUCUCUUUAGUACAAGCAAGAAAAUUAAGAACUGUUACAAGUUAUGGAAGGAAUGAAAAGAGAAAAGAAAGAAUUAAUUUAAAUUUAUGAAGCAAAGAAGAAAUAAUAUGAAGAUUAAAUGUCAGAAUUAACUAAAUAGCUUCAAGGAUAAUCAAAAAAGAUGAGCAAGAUUUCUGGCAAACUAGAUUUAGAGGAAGAUAUAUUUUAACUGCAUAAUACAAUUAGGUCGAAAGAAGAAGUAGUCUAAAUUUUAAAUGAGGAUAUUAAUCUUUAGAAAAGCAAUAUCUUAAGGUUGGAAAAGUAGCUGCAAGAGCUGAAAGAUGACAAUAUUGAACUUCAUUAGUAGAACUUACUUUUCAAAUAGGAGUGCGAUUAAAGAAUUUAAAAAUUGAGAGAAGAUCAUUUGUAUGAGUGUAGCAACUUCUAAGAAGAAAUAGAAAAAUUAGUUGAUAAAAUAAGGGAUUUAUCAAAUGCUAAUAAAUAGCAAGAAUAGAAAUUAGAAUAAUACCAAAAAAUUUAAUUUGAUUUAGAGUAGUCCAAAAUAAAUGAUUUAAGCGACAGUGAAAUAGUUCAGGAACUUAGAUAAAAGCUUGAAGACGUUCAAAUAGAAAAAGAAAUCUAAACUAAUAAAUACAAUAAUGAACUUAAAUGCUUAAAAGAAAUAUAAAAAGAUUUAAUUUAAGAAAAAGAAAUUCUAGUGAAAAAAUGUGAAGAGUAAGAAAAUUAGAUAAAGCAACUGCAAGAUAAAUGCGAUUAAUAGAGUGCGUUAAUUAAAUUACGCUAAGUCUAACAACAGCAAUAAUAAUAGCCCUAAUAAACUCCUCCUGCAAGUAAUAGCCAUAGUAAUAAUAUAGAUCCAGCUAAUUUAAAAAGAGAGAAGAAGAUUUUAGAAGCACUCAGUGCUAGAGUUUAAGAUCUUUCUGAAGAAAAUUAAAAUUUAAAAUAAUCGAUCUAAGACUAAUCAGCGAUAAACAACCAAUAUGAAUAAAAACUGAAAUAAAAAUCACAAAUAAUACUUAACAUAAUAUAAGAAAUAAGAAACACAUAUCCUCAAAUAUCUGAAUAAAAAAUAUAGGAGAUAUCUGAGAUAAAUAAAGAGGUAAUUUAAAGCUUUAAAUCUUAUUCAAUGGACGAUUUGUUCUCAUUGGUAGAGGAUUUAUUUAUAGAAAAUUAAAAAACAAAGUAGUAAAUCAGAGAUGUUCUACUUAAAUAGUAAUAAAAAUAAUAAUCACCUCAAUGA